This is a messenger RNA of Amaranthus tricolor (Joseph's coat), 1162 nucleotides long. Its product is annotated as 25.3 kDa vesicle transport protein SEC22-1. Gene Ontology annotation, molecular function: SNAP receptor activity. Gene Ontology annotation, cellular component: ER to Golgi transport vesicle membrane; SNARE complex; endoplasmic reticulum-Golgi intermediate compartment. NCBI's taxonomy places the organism in Eukaryota, Viridiplantae, Streptophyta, Magnoliopsida, Caryophyllales, Amaranthaceae. The transcript has 6 exons. Gene Ontology annotation, biological process: retrograde vesicle-mediated transport, Golgi to endoplasmic reticulum; vesicle fusion with Golgi apparatus; endoplasmic reticulum to Golgi vesicle-mediated transport. The coding region runs from base 170 to 826 and encodes 218 amino acids. The record is from RefSeq and is a predicted model, not a curated record.
AUUAUCGUUUUUUAAACGUUGAAUUUAUUUUUACCUUUAUUUGCUCCGAAUAAUAGAUCACGUUUUUUUUACACUUCUUCAAGAUCUUCUCAAAUUCCAGAGCUCAGCGAUCUGGAAUUAAUCGAACACAAUUUCAUUUCAGCUGAAAAAACGUAGAAUCAAGCAGAAAAUGGUGAAGGUAACAAUGCUUGCACGUGUUAUGGAUGGACUACCAUUAGCAGAAGGAUUAGAUGAUGGACGUGAUGUACAGGAUGUUGAAUAUUACAAACAGCAAAUUAAAGCUUUGUUUAAGAAUCUCUCUAAAGGUCAAAAUGAUCCUUCGAGAAUGUCUGUUGAAAGUGGACCUUAUAUUUUUCACUAUAUCAUUGAGGGAAGUGUUUGUUACCUGACAAUGUGUGAUCGGUCUUAUCCAAAGAAGCUUGCAUUUCAAUAUCUGGAAGAUCUCAAGAAUGAAUUUGAGCGUGUAAAUGGGAAUCAAAUUGAAACUGCAGCUAGACCUUAUGCUUUCAUCAAGUUUGAUACAUUUAUUCAGAGAACAAAGAAAUUGUACCAAGAUACGCGUACCCAAAGGAACAUUGCUAAACUAAAUGAUGAGCUCUAUGAAGUGCACCAAAUAAUGACAAGGAAUGUGCAAGAAGUGCUUGGUGUUGGUGAAAAAUUGGAUCAGGUCAGCCAAAUGUCCAGCCGCUUAACAUCUGAAUCACGGAUAUAUGCCGAUAAGGCAAGAGAUCUAAAUCGACAGGCGUUAAUUAGGAAAUGGGCUCCCGUAGCAAUUGUAAUUGGAGUUGUGGUUCUUCUCUUCUGGGUUAAGAAGAAGAUUUGGUGAUGCACUGGCCUCUUGCGGCUCCUUCCUGGAAACGUAUUCGCAGACAUCACCGGAUGAUUCCGUUGCUUACACUUGGACCAUAGGUACCAUGCUACAAAGGGACAGUCCGGUGGUUUUGAACGUAGUAUAUGGUUAAAUGUUUUUAGAGAAAACUAUAUAUAUGCUCGACUAUGUUGUAGAUUACAUAUAACUCCAUUUUGAUGUCAAAAUUCGAGAUAGUGAAACUUGAUUGCCCUCAAUCAUUAUUAUUCAGGCUUUCUUUCGUAUCCCUUGAACACUUUCAGAUGUCAAAGAACCUUGCAAAGUUAUUUUUUUGUAACAGUUAUUUUUUUAUCA